AUGGAUGUUAUUCGCUUUUGUUUAAAGGAUUGUGAUAAACUCUAGGCAGGUGAUGAGCAUGAUCUAGAUGGUAAAUUAUUUCACGUGAUUUGGUUGAACCUCUAUACUAUAUUUUUUACGGUCUAUGUUAUUGAGACCUGCUACGUGAUUCAGAAAAAUAUCAUAUUAAAUAAGGGCAGCAUCUUGAUAAUUUUGAGCACAUUUUGCUGCUUGAUUCUUAAAAUCGUUGCUUAUGUGUGGAGUGUUGUGGGAGAUAUUUAUAAUCCGAAUGAUAACUUAGAUGAUAUACUCUCGGAGAUAGCAGAAUUUGCUAAUAUUUUUGUGUAUGCUUGCAGCUUCUUCUUUAUAUUCACUUUAUGGAAAUCGUAUGUAUGUCUCUAAGACGAAUAGAAAUUUAUUAAGAAAAGACAAAAGUACUUGAUUGUGUUUUGGGUGGUAGUCUCUAUAUAUCUAGGUUGCAAUGUGUUUUUCACAGUUCUUGAAGUCUAAUGCCUCUAGUAAAAGUGCAUCAAGGAUGAGACAUCUGCUGUUUCAGUGAUUAAUCUGAUAUUGAACAUCUAUAAGUUUUUGGUCGAGUUAGUAUUCACAUACAUGUUUAUUAGAUCGUAUCUCUAUCUGAGGAAACCAGACAGCGAGCACAUGAUGAUUAAGAAGUAUAACAAGUACGAUGUGUGCAUUGCCAUCUUGAUACUACUUUGGUCAUCUAAGAUUGUAUUCUCGAAUACUCUGUACUUUUUCGAUGUCUAUUCUUCACCUAAAAAUGACGACCUUUACAAUUAGAUAUUCCAAUACUAUAGACUUUGGAUUAUCAUCACAAACUUCUGCUUUUCUACCUUUUUACUUUGGUUUCUAUUUAUUUCAACGCAUAAGCUUAAGCGAACUGAAAGAACAGUAUUUAGAGCUCCCUUGUUUUAAUUUGACCCGUUCCCAGAUUAGAUAAGGUAUUUGCUACAAAGACGAUCGAGUUAAAAUAAUAUACUGCUUCAGAGCACGACAAGUAUGCUUAGUUGCGAGAAUGAUAAUAAUACCAUGAUAAAGAAUAUAAAUGAUCAUAGUAAUGGUAAUGCUGACUGA
Stylonychia lemnae is the source of this 1074-nucleotide messenger RNA. Lineage: Eukaryota; Ciliophora; Spirotrichea; Sporadotrichida; Oxytrichidae. The record is from the annotation of a GenBank genome assembly.